AUUAUUAGUGUUAAAUAAAUAAGUUUAUUAAAAAAAAGUCACAAAAAAUAUAAUAACUAAAUAAUAUAUUAAUAGUUAGCUAUAUUACUAGUAGUUUACUAAUAAAAAAAUAAUAAUUUUAUUGAUUAUUAUUUAAAAAAAAUGUCUGUAAAUUAUGAUUUUACCGAUAAGGUAGUCAUAAUAACCGGUUCGAGUUCGGGUAUCGGUUCAGGCAUUGCCGAACUGUUUGCCAAAUCGGGUGCCAAUGUUGUCAUAACCGGUCGUAACGGCGAUCGUGUGGCCAAAGUAGGCAAACAAUGUACAGAUUUAUCGCCGAAACAUUUGUCGGCACUGGAAGUUGUCGGCGAUCUAACUAAACCAGUGGAUUGCGAUCGACUAAUCGAGACAACUGUCCAAACCUAUGGCAAAUUGGAUAUAUUGGUCAACAAUGCCGGGUUCGGUGAUAUGAUUGAUGUUACAAAUGAAGAUUAUUAUCAAAAAUUUCUAAACGUUAUGAAUAUUAACUUGAAUUCAGUGGUAUAUCUGACCCAUAAAUCUAUUGAACAUUUGGCCAAAACUAAUGGCAAUAUUAUUAAUAUAUCAAGUAUUUUGGGAAAAGUAUCGGGUAGCGGUCAGUCAGCCUAUCAGAUAUCAAAGGCAGCACUGGAUAUGUUUACCAAAUGUAUGGCCGCAGAGUUGGGACCCAAACAUCAUAUCAGAGUUAAUUCAGUCAAUCCUGCACUUAUAGUAACUAAUUUUUUAGCUGAUAUGGGUGUACCUCAAGCUGUUUCCGACAACUUUUUCGGAGCAGUUGGCGUCAAAUAUCCGGUCGGUAGGCCGGGCCAGCCGCAGGACAUUGCCAACACUGUUGCCUAUUUGGCCAGUAAUUCAGAGGCCGGGUUUAUGACCGGCAGUAUUGUUGUGGCCGACGGCGGACAUAUGGCUGCUAAUGUAUCGGUUGACCAGGAAUUUGAAGAUUUGUUGAAUAAAAUGGAAAAUUUCUAAAUAAAUAUUCACUUUUAUAUAUAAUAAUAAAUAUUAUAAA
Molecule: messenger RNA, 1024 nt
Organism: Oppia nitens
Lineage: Eukaryota; Metazoa; Arthropoda; Arachnida; Sarcoptiformes; Oppiidae
Exons: 3
Coding region: 142-984 (280 amino acids)
Source: RefSeq, a predicted model, not a curated record